GAUAACCUAUCACGUGUUAUCGGAAUCCGACUUACAAGUUCGUUAAUCCAUCGCUGUUACGGGGAGGAAAAAGUUCCAAAGACAAGAUGGUCAAUCUCCAUAAAGGUCACAAACGAAAAGACGGUACGGAUGUUGGCAAACUGAUUCACAACAUGAAAGAGCACGACCACGUCUCUGUAAUAAGGAGCAUUAUGAUGUACUCUUUGACGUCAUUAGUAACACUGAUAAUAGCAUUUGCCAUAUUCAACUACAUGGAAACAGGCGUUCCUGAAGGGGUUCCGGAGGUCUGGAACGCUCGAAUUUUAGACACGUCUCUUCGAACGAUGGGCAAAGUGAUUUUGACACUGAACAAUUUUGGUGUUCACGGAGGAGUCACGUGGUGGACAAGAAAAAUGGUAGAGGUCAUGUUAACUCUCCUUAUAACCGGAAGUCCUCGUGGCCUUGGCGAUGACCCGGAACUGAAGAUUUACGAUACAAAACUGGCAGGGGUGGACGUGAGAAUAUAUGAACCAACUAAGGGAAAGAACUCUGAUCGUCCAGCUCUGGUUUACUACCAUGGUGGGGGGUGGUCGUGGCUUUCUAUAGAUGUUUAUGACCAAGCCACCAGACAACUUGCAAAAGGAGUUGGAAUGGUCGUUGUAUCAGUAGGGUAUAGACAAUCGCCAGAAUAUGCUCACCCUAUCCCUUUCAAAGAUUGUCUUGACGUCACUGAACACGUGCUUAACAAUGGAAAAGACCUUGGUAUAGAUAGUUCCCGCGUAGCAAUAUCUGGUGACAGUGCUGGUGGCCAUUUAACAGCCGCUGUGUCACUCCGCUUGAAAAAGAAGAUAAAAAUCCAAGUCCCUAUUUAUCCCUGCCUGCAGCUGUUUGAUAUGCAGACUCCAUCUUACAUCGAAAACAAGGACUAUAUUCCGGGAAUGUUGACGGAUAUAUCUAUGUUAACAUACUGGCUCAACUACGCGAAUAUCAGUUAUGAUCACAUAGACACUAUAAUGGCCAACAAACAUACAUCACCGGCAUUAAAGAAAUCCAAAUACGCUGACUUAAUAUCGCCAAAGUGGUACAUGAAAGAACACAUAAGAACAGAGUCUCUACGCGAUAUGAAGAAACCUACUGACUUCGGAGACGAAAAACUUUCAAAAGAAAUAGAGAAAACCCUUCUUGAUCCAUACUUUUCUCCACUUAUGGCAGACGAUUCUGAUUUGAAAGAUAUGCCUCUAACUUAUGUUUUAACGGCCGGAUAUGACGUUUUGCGUGAAGAUGGCCUAAUAUAUUACCAACGUUUGAAAAAGGUUGGCGUGAAAGUCCAUUUAGCACAUUACCAAGAGGGGUUCCAUGGCAUGAUAUUUUUCUUUAAAGGUCCAAUUCCAUUCAAUGUUGGAAUAAGGGCCAUGGACGAUUUAAUACAAUUUUUGAAGAAAAACCUCUAGCAAAAAUGAUGAUGUAUAGGAUUUUUAUAAAUUUUGUAUUUAUAGAAUAUGUCAGUUUAGAUAUUAUUAAAAUGUAUUGAGAAAAA
Messenger RNA from Magallana angulata, 1516 nucleotides. RefSeq names its product neutral cholesterol ester hydrolase 1-like. Gene Ontology annotation, cellular component: membrane. The record is from RefSeq and is a predicted model, not a curated record. Gene Ontology annotation, molecular function: carboxylic ester hydrolase activity. The transcript has 6 exons. Lineage: Eukaryota; Metazoa; Mollusca; Bivalvia; Ostreida; Ostreidae. The coding region runs from base 87 to 1430 and encodes 447 amino acids.